AUGUUGGACUCCGUGGCACACAGCACCUUCCUGCCCAGCACGUCUUUCUGCGACCCCUUGAUGUCAUGGACAGACCUGUUCAGCCAUGAGGAGUACUACCCAGCCUUUGAGCCCCAGACAGCCUGCGACGCAUCCUGGGCCUCGGUGCCCCCUGAGCACUGGACCCGGCGUCAUGUGUGGGAGUGGCUGCAGGCCUGCUGUGACCAGUACCGGCUGGACCCCAGCUGCCUGUCCCUGUGCCACCUCAACGUCAGCGGCCUGCAGCUGUGCAGCAUGACGCGGGAGGACUUCCUAGAGACGGCGGGCGUCUCCGGGGAGCAUCUGUACCUCAUUCUACAAAGCAUCCGCACGCAAGGUUACUCCUUUUUUAAUGACACGGAAGAGACCAAGGCCACCAUCAAAGACUACACUGAGCCCGGCUGCCUGCGAGCAAGCGUCACCAAGAGCCAGGCCUGUCCCAGCCACAGUCGAGCAAGCCUGCAGAGCUCCCACCUGUGGGAGUUCGUGCGCGACCUGCUCCUGUGCCCAGAGGAGAACGGCGGCGCCCUGGAGUGGGAGGACCGCCAGCAGGGCGUCUUCCGCGUGGUCAAGUCAGACGCGCUGGCCAGGAUGUGGGGGCGGCGCAAGAAGAACGACCGCAUGACCUACGAGAAGCUGAGCCGCGCCCUGAGAUACUACUACAAGACGGGAAUCCUGGAGCGGGUGGACCGCAGGCUCGUGUACAAGUUUGGGAGAAACGCGCAUGGCUGGCAGGAAGACAAGCCCUGA
Molecule: messenger RNA, 768 nt
Organism: Carlito syrichta (Philippine tarsier)
Lineage: Eukaryota; Metazoa; Chordata; Mammalia; Primates; Tarsiidae
Gene: ELF5
Product: E74 like ETS transcription factor 5
Exons: 6
Coding region: 1-768 (255 amino acids)
Biological process (GO): cell differentiation; regulation of transcription by RNA polymerase II
Cellular component (GO): nucleus
Molecular function (GO): DNA-binding transcription factor activity, RNA polymerase II-specific; sequence-specific DNA binding
Source: RefSeq, a predicted model, not a curated record